Messenger RNA from Clonostachys rhizophaga, 969 nucleotides. NCBI's taxonomy places the organism in Eukaryota, Fungi, Ascomycota, Sordariomycetes, Hypocreales, Bionectriaceae. The record is from the annotation of a GenBank genome assembly.
AUGGCUCACUCCAUCAUCGAGCAGGUCGCGGUCGAGCAGCUGCAGGCCAACGAAUUCGUCUCGCGCUCGAAACCAAUUAGAAUGGGAAACGCGCAACCGAUCGCCUAUGGAGGAAGCACCAUUUCAGUCGCCGUGAGCUCGGCGUGCGCAACAGUCCCCGCAGAGUAUUCGCUCUACUCUGUGCUCGGCCACUUCCUGGGGCCUGCGUCCACCGAACAGAAGUUGUACUGCACCGUCCAGGAAGUACGGACAACCAGAUCGUUUGCAACGCGCCGCGUCCAGGUCAAGCAGAAGCAGGCCGACGGCAGCUUUCGCCCGUGCAUGGAGCUGACCGCCGACUUCCAUGUCAGCGAGCCGUCGCUGCUGGAGUAUUCUGCGCCGCCUGCUGGGACCUAUCCGAAGCCCGAGGACUGCCCGGGCUACCUUGACUAUGCGGAGACACUGAGGAAGAAGGGACUUGUGACGGAUGACGAAGCCAAGGGGUUCAAGCAAUCCAUCGGAGUAGGAAACAAUUUCUUCGAGUCCAGGCUCUGCGUGAACGGAGUCUCGGCCCAAAACCUGUUUGGUGCGGCCAAGGGCAAUGUCACAACACAGGACAGUCUACCCAUCACCUCCAAGAAGUCCGCCGAGUGGCAGCGAUCACACGUCCCAGUCACCACGCCGGCGCAGAACGCGGCCGUGCUCUCGUUCUUCAUGGACGGGGCGCUGUCGUUCCUCCCGCUCUCGCACAACCACAUGGGGUUCGGAGAUGCGGGCGCCUGCUCGUCGCUGGACUUUGCGCUCCGCAUCUUCGUCACGGAGGUGAAGAUGGACAGGUGGCACCUGAGGGAGAGGAUCACCUCGCGCGGAGGCAACGGGCGCACCUAUUCGGAGGGGAGGUUGUACGACGAGUCGGGCGUCCUUGUGGCGUCCAUGACGCAGCAGAGCAUCAUGCGUCCCCUCAAGGGCGCUUCAGUUUCCAGGCUGUGA